AUGACACACAACCAAGGCGCUGCUGGCAGCGAGCUGGACUUUAAAGUGCUUUUUGCGACUUCUGAAGAGCCAGGUUAUAAGGCAGAACGGCUUCUAGAGCACAAUGUACUAGGGUCAGGUUGGCGCUCUCUGCGGAGGUGCUCCUAUCCUCAGAGCAUUGCAAUCUCACUCGGUCAGGUUUAUAAGAUUCAGGCUGUUCAAUUUACAACGCACGAGUUCUUGGUUCCUUCGUUUGUGGAGCUUCUCCUAUAUAACCCUCAACAGCAGGCGUGGGAGACCAUUGGCAAGGUGCAGAUGGGGAAGGAUGGGCGGCCGACAGCCGGGCGUGAACGAAAGACAGUCAAGAUAGACAUAAAAACAAAUGCUCUACGAUUCAUUCUCCAUCAACCCUUACCUCAUCAGAAUAAUAAUUACAAUCAAGUGAGCAUCGCUGCCAUUACCGUGCUUGGAAACCCAGCUCCCACAGAUAUCCGUCCCACAACACCGCAAAUCGGUCAUCCCAUUGUCUCUCGUAGCAAGCGAGGAACGACUAAGCCCUUGUCAGGACCUUCACAGGACAAUUCAAGACAAUCGAGUAAUGGAUCUUCUUACGCUGGUGCAGCCAAGGCACAGGCCCAGAUGGCUCCCACUCCGGGCGUCUUGCCGCAAAUACUCAAUCCACCGGAUAGUGGCGACUCUCAGGCCAGCAGAGGGCAUUCAUAUUUAGAGAAGGGAGAAGAGCUCCGGACGGAGAUAAUGAUUAACAAAACUAAGGCUGCAGCUGCAGAAGACUUUCUACUGGCAGACAGAUAUAAGAUAGCCUAUGACGCGCUAGGCUCCCUACUUGUGGACUACGCAUCUCUGGAUGAGCGGAAGGCUGCUGCUAUUGCUGCUGAAAAUUACAAAGGUGCACACGAGAUCAAGACAACGAUGAAAGAAGUGGAAAACAUCCUUCAGCUACCGUUAGAAAAGCUUGUGAGGAUGCUCAACGGAGAGCCAGAGCCGCCGUCCCCCAAGGUAGCACCACCAACCUCUCUAAAUAAAGGAUCGAAACCUAAGCAUCAAGUAAGUUAUCAAACUCUAGAGCCAAUGGGAGAGAACGCCGACGAAAACGAAGACGAUCUCACGACCAAUGAUAUCGGAGGAGCUCCCCCAGAUGCAGCUUCCAAGCAGGCUCGCGCUAACAGCAGGCCACGCUCAAGGAUGAAGGCGUCUGGAGUGAGCGACACUGAGGAUCUCUCUAGAGCAGUGCCUACCAUAUCAAAUAAGGAUAUUAUUAACGAAAAUGGCGAGCGAAUGCUCCAUAAUAACAAUAAUGGUUAUCAGCAAUUCUUCCUUACCGAGGAAGAGAAGCGAGAGCUUGAACAGGAGAGGAAGGAGAACUACAUGCGCCGACGAGGAACGAACCUUGCUGCGAGCAUGAUGACAAAGACGCGGACGUUGACAGGCAACUCUACUGGGGCUGGAGGGAGCGAGGAGCUCGGUGCAUCCACUCGUAUGCGUCAAGGGGUUACCAAGUCCCAAGUUACCAAGUCGCAGUUGGCCAAAACUGGAACAAUGCAACAGUUUUCUUUCGAUGAUGAACUUAAUAAUAUAACCAGUAACAGAGACAAAGAGACUGCACCACCUGAAUUACCAGGGAGUGUCAUGAGGGGGAACAACGCAACUAAGCUGAAGGAUGCUGGGUUCAAUGAGAUGUACAUUAGACUUGCUUACUCUUCAAAUAAGGGAAACGUCAUAGAUGCCAUAAAUUUAAUGAUACGCGCUCUCGUUCACGAUCCUGUCGCAUUCUAUCCUGCAGGCAUUUCUCUAAUAACAAUCAUUUCCGAGUCUACCAAUACAGCACUGAUAGGCUUGAUAGGCAACCUCUUCUGCCAUGUCUAUCUGGCCAUAAUGAGAAAAUACAGAGGAGCACCCAAUGGUGGAGAGCUUGUGGGUACCGUUACACAGACGAAGAACACUGUGGUAGACGCUGGGGAUAUGACCUUGACAUUUCUAGAUGUCACGGCACAGCUCACUCUGCAGAAGGAGAAUGCUGUGACAUAUGCUGAGUUGAAGUGCACAUCUGAACGGACUGUGGAAAAAGCUAUCGGCCAAAACAUGUCCAACUUACACAAUGAUGUGCUUCUACUGCUGGCACCUAUCAUCCACAAGCUCUCAGACAGUCAGCGGAGGACAAAAAUCAAUUCCAUUAACAUGUUGGCCACUGCCUCAACGUUCCCCUUCUUUCCCACAUUCAACUUUGUGAACGCCAUUAUCUCCAGGCGAUCCAUAGAAAAGGCCUCUGGACUGGCUCAGAAUGAGCUGUCCUUUCAAAACCAAAAGCUCAUAUAUCUAGUAGAGACCCGCAGCUGGGCGACUGCAAUAUUAAUAACAGGAAAUCAGAGGCUUAUGACAAAAGAUACCAUUCCUGUACUGCGAGCAUAUAUAGAGUGGAUUAUUCCUCACGCUACUAAGCAAGAACAGAAAAAGCCUGCGACAGACAUCCUUAUCGCCAUGUAUGGUAGCUUAUUGUCUGACAUGAUUGGAAUCACAAACGCCGUCGAAUGUGCGAACAAGGCAUGCACGACAGAAGCCAUUCUCAAAACCAUCUACAAGGCAAUGGUAGAGUGUGAUAAAAAGCUAAGCAUCAAGCCGCCACGGGUAAAGCUUCUCCCUCCCUCAGCUGACGCACCUGCAGGCAAGCUGGUAAUAAACAUGAAGCCGUCGCUAUCAAGUCGUCCAUCAUCUCCCGAUUAUAAGCGAGACACUGCAGCUGGUCACGAGGGAUACAGUGCACAUAGUAUGGAUGGUAUAGAUAACGCCCGUGCUCAACAAUAUCAGCACCAAAGCGGAGGCAAUCAGCAAGAGCUUACUGCAGUCGCAGAAACUGUUGCUGACGACGAUGACCCCCAGUACGGAGAUUUUCCCCCUGGGGUGUGUCAGUUUUGUUUAGAGGAAUGCGGACAACAGGAGGACAUGGCCCUCAAUAUGUACCGGCACCUGCUCAUCAAGUGCCCGUGCUGUUGUGCUUGUCCAGCGUGUGAAGCCAUAAUAGAGAUACCAUGUCUGCCUGAGCACAUGAUUUACGAGUGCACGCACAAGGGCAAGCUGCAGUACUCGUUAGACUUAUGUAAGAAUUGCAGAUGUAUCAUAGAAUCGAAGUACAUGGCAAGUCACAUGGUGACAUGCAAAACUAUACUGGGAGAGGAGGAAACGAUAUGUCCACUUUGCGGAGAGCUCCUUCCCAAUAGCGAAGCUGCGCUCACCCAUUAUAGCGACGGAGAGGGAUGCCCUGGCAAUCCUCGAACUGCUGCUAAUUUACGUACCGUGGUCUCGAACAAGGUGAACUCCAUUAGGCGCGGCCCGCAGUAA
Molecule: messenger RNA, 3333 nt
Organism: Giardia duodenalis
Lineage: Eukaryota; Fornicata; Diplomonadida; Hexamitidae
Product: Glycine-, glutamate-, thienylcyclohexylpiperidine-binding protein
Exons: 1
Coding region: 1-3333 (1110 amino acids)
Cellular component (GO): cilium
Source: RefSeq, a predicted model, not a curated record